AUGGAGCGGUUCAAGGGCCUAGACAGCCUCCUCCUGGCUCUCACUCUUCUUCAAGGAGCAAUGGCCGAGCAGACACAAGGUAACUUGGUAGAAGUGGUCAAUCAAGAAGAUGGUUCAGUGGUUCUGAUUUGUCAACUGAAAGACAAAACUAUCACCUGGCAUAAAAAUGGGCAGCCUAUCAACUCGCAGACUACAAACAAGUGGAACUUGGGAAGUAAUACAAAGGACCAUCGAGGGCUGUAUUACUGCAAGGGACAAAAGGACACUUCAAACAAAAUCCAGCUGCAUUAUAGAAUGUGUCAGAACUGCAUUGAGAUAAGUGCAGCUAAUGUCGUUGGCUUUAUCUUGGCUGAAGUCAUCAGCAUUCUCCUCCUCGCUGUCGGUGUCUAUGCCAUUGCUGGGCAAGAUGGAGUUCGCCAGUCACGAGCUUCCGACAAGCAGACACUGCUGUCCAAUGACCAGCUCUACCAGCCACUCAGGGAUCGGAGAGAUGACCAAUACGGCCAACUUCAAGGAAACCAGCACAAUAAGAAAUGAACUCAGGAUCAGGGUA
Molecule: messenger RNA, 553 nt
Organism: Sorex fumeus (smoky shrew)
Lineage: Eukaryota; Metazoa; Chordata; Mammalia; Eulipotyphla; Soricidae
Product: T-cell surface glycoprotein CD3 gamma chain
Exons: 6
Coding region: 1-537 (178 amino acids)
Biological process (GO): cell surface receptor signaling pathway; positive thymic T cell selection
Cellular component (GO): membrane; external side of plasma membrane; alpha-beta T cell receptor complex
Molecular function (GO): transmembrane signaling receptor activity
Source: RefSeq, a predicted model, not a curated record